Messenger RNA from Peniophora sp. CBMAI 1063, 2439 nucleotides. NCBI's taxonomy places the organism in Eukaryota, Fungi, Basidiomycota, Agaricomycetes, Russulales, Peniophoraceae. The record is from the annotation of a GenBank genome assembly.
AUGCCGACCGUUACCACCGACUUCAAACAUGUCAAGCGCGCUCUUCUCGAGUACUAUGCACUUUUGCAGUCCAAACGUCUCACCAACGCUGUUCUGGCGUCGUUACCCCUCCCCAGCACCCUCGAUCCAAGCCGCCCUGUCCCUCUGCCUGGACGCCUCAAGACCCUACUCGUUCUGAUCAGCGACACCAUAUCCAGCCUCGCUCUACUCUCAUUCUUCGUGCUUCCGCUCUUCAUACAUGCUCCGGCAUACGUCAUGGGGCGCCUGGGAGCCCGCUUGGUCGAGGAUGAGGAAGAAACACCAGAGCACCCGGUGCACGAUGCGGCGCGGCGGGUCCGACGAGAAUACGCGCGCGCCAUCCUGCUUGCGAAACGCGCGCACUGGGAAGAUUGGCUCGAUCGGGUUGGAGAAAAAGAUGUGUGGACGGCGAAUCGCUACGCCGCCUCCACGGGAUCAGAUGGCGGCUCAUCGCGCAUACCGACUUUGGUCAGGAAGGGUGUCGAAGGACAGGCCGAGGUGAAGUUGGCGUCAAACGAGGAGAAGAGCGAACUUCUGGCUCGCGCCUUCUUCCCUCCGCCACCAGAGGAUAGUGGGGUCCCGGAGAACCAUGAGUAUCCUCCGCCCGUCGAAGGGAUGGCGCCAACCACGGAGGAUCUCGUGCGCCGGCACAUAGCGGCCUUAAGUCCUUACAAGGCACCAGGUCCCGACGGUAUCCAGAACGUCGUACUCAUGCAGUGCGUGGAUCUGGUCGCACCACGGCUGCUCUGGAUCUACCGCGCCAUACUCGAGCUCAAGACAUACUACGAUGCUUGGCACGAGUUCCUCACUGUGGUUCUCCGCAAGCCGGGGAAACCUAGCUACACGGUGGCGAAAGCUUACCGGCCUAUUGCUCUGCUGUGCACGAUGGCCAAGGUGCUCACGGCCAUCAUAGCAGAGCAGGUAACGUACCUGGCACACCAUCACUCACUGCUUCCGAAGACGCAAUUUGGCGGCCGCCCGGGCCACACAACGACUGACGCCAUGCACUACCUGGUAGACAACGUGACGUCGGCCUGGGCUGAGGGACAGGUUGUCUCCAUCCUCUUCCUGGAUAUUGCUGGCGCCUUCCCGAACGCGGUCCCAGAUGUACUGAUCCAUGACAUGCGCGAGCGCCGGAUCCCAGUAGAGAUCACAGACUUCGUCAAUCGCCUGCUGCUCAAGUUCGACGAUUACGAGUCGAAAUGGUUCGAUGUCACAAACGGCAUCCCACAAGGUGACCCGCUUUCGCUCAUUCUCUAUCUAUUCUACGGGGCGGGCCUCCUCGAGGUUGUUAACCAACUCGACGGAGAAGACUCGUCUGGCUUUGUCGAUGACACAAACCUUUUUGCUAUCGGACGGGAUUUCUUCGAGACCACUGAAAAACUUGUCAGGAUGUUCGAACGCCUCGACGGCGCGCACGCUUGGGCCAAGAGCCACCACUUGGAGUUCGAAAUCACCAAGUUCUGCCUCAUGCACCUCACGCGCAAGAAAGAGAAGGACGGCCGGGGUCAGCUGGUGCUCAUCAAUGGACCGCCCAUAACGCUCGCUGGCCACACCCUGUACCCGGUCGACUUGCACAAGUACCUAGGAGUACAGUUCGACCGGGAACUACGGUUCAAAGCCCAAGCCAGAGAUGCGGCUGAACGUGGGAAGUCGUACACGCACCAAGUGCGCCGACUCACCAAGAACAACUACGGCCUCGCUCCGUCCAUGAACCGUCGCAUAUACGAGGCAGUCGUGACGAAGAAGAUGUUGUAUGCCGUGGAUGUAUGGUGUCUGCCAUCCCCUCGUGCGGUCCCCUGCGACGACCCUACGCUGCCCCGGCGACGGGGCACGGUCGGCGUCAUCGCAUCUCUGGCUAAGGUCCAGAGGAUCGUACGCCGUAUACCUGCUCGCAAUGUUCCCCGAGGCCCGACAGGACAGGAUCGAGACCAUCCGGCCUCUCCGCGCGAACCCGACAUUCCGUACGACACGCACAUUGCCAGCACCCGGGACGAUUCCCAACGGGAGGACCGCGAGCUGACGACGGAUAUCCGCGUGUACACGGAUGGAUCCGGGCUUGAUGGCCAAGCUGGCGCUGCGGCGGUGCUCGCGCGUUUUGAUGGUCUGCACGACAUACGCCGUACGCUGCGCUACCACCUGGGCCCCCUCUCCGAGCACACCGUAUACGAGGCUGAGGCCCUCGGCGUCAUACUCGGCGCCCAUCUACUGGCCACCGAAGUUGAGCGGGCGGCGAAGACGGUGUCCAUCAGCCUGGAUAACCAACCCGUCAUACGCGCGUCGGAGCAGCCUCACCGCGCGCAACCGGGUCACUACUUGCUGGAUGAGUUCCGACAGAUGAUGGCAGGGCUGGUCACCGCGCACGACGCCCGCCGCGGCCUCGACUACUAUAGGUUUCCGGCCAUGACGACGCAGAGCUGA